Messenger RNA from Dibothriocephalus latus, 564 nucleotides. The record is from the annotation of a GenBank genome assembly. Lineage: Eukaryota; Metazoa; Platyhelminthes; Cestoda; Diphyllobothriidea; Diphyllobothriidae.
CCCGGCGUGAUUUACAUUCUUUCCCUGAUCAUCACCUUCCCGUCUAUCUUCGCCAUCGACACCUACCAGUACGAGAGCACCCUGCUGCAGGUCUACUUCUUCUACGACAUGAUCUUUGUAGUACUGCUGCCGAUGGUAGCGAUCAUUGUGGCCUUCUAUCACGGCGCGCUCGCCAAGGUGCAGCUGAAUGGCGGUCCUAAAAUGCGCUACCGUCUGCGCUGCUACUAUGUCAACUUCAUUGUCUUUAACAUCCCCAUGCUGAUCCUCAUGAUGACUAUCUGCGGUCUGCGCUGGACUGACAGCCACCAGAUGGAAAACGAACGGUUCGCCACGGGCGUCAUACUGGCCCUCACGGUCUACCAUACAAACUUUGUCAUUAAAUCCACCGCCUACGCAACUGGCUGCAAUUGCAUCUGCUGCUCUGCGGCCUGUCUCCGACGCUGCCCAAGUAUCAACACCUGCAUUGUUCGCAUGACAACGCCCAAAGUGAGGCCGGAUCAACCAAUAGGACCCUAUGGCAGUGGCACUGUCAUUCAAGUGACAACUCCUGAGGCAGGAUCCUAG